Molecule: messenger RNA, 1218 nt
Organism: Rotaria sp. Silwood1
Lineage: Eukaryota; Metazoa; Rotifera; Eurotatoria; Philodinida; Philodinidae
Source: the annotation of a GenBank genome assembly
AUGGGUGUUUUAUAUAGGCAAGUGAGAAAGGACGAUUUAGCAUCGAAUGCUUUCAACACAGCCUUACAAAAAGCUGAAAAUAAUGCACUUUCACAAGAUUACAAGUCCAGCAUUCUUUCUAAUUUGGCCUUGUUAAUGUUUCAAACUGGUGAUUAUAAGCGUGGUUAUUCUAUUCUCGAUACACUGAGAUCAUUAGAACACGUUGAAAAUAACGAAGAAAAUGAGUGUGGCAAUUUAUACAAUAUGGCUCUCAUUCGAUUUCACCAAGGCGAUUUUAUCGGAGCUCUGAAUUAUUUUGAGGAAGCAUUGAACAAAGCGAAAAACAUCACAUCUGGACAACUUCUUAUGAUAUCCAUUGAUCAAAAUAUGGCUCUAGCACACUGUCGAUUAGGUAACAUGCAGCAAGCUAGACAAGCAUGUGAACAGGCUGAAAAAAUGAUGAAAAAGUACUCACCAUCGACUCAUCCUACAUUGGCUGAUCUUUAUCUCACUUAUGCAAUAGUGCUAUUUGAAAGUGGCGAAUCAUAUCAUCAACAAUCACUAGAGUAUCUAGAAAAAGCUUUAAGGAUUGAGUCUGUAUCAACGGACUUCGAUUUACGAGCUCGCAUUUAUAAUGGACUAGCUGGCAUCUAUACUCAAUUUGGCGAUACUGAUCGUGCAUUGGACUAUUGUCGUCAAACUCUUGCGCUACGCUCUUCUUUGGCCACAGACGUUUUAGGAGAUGUUUAUAUGAAAAUGGCUCAGAUUUAUGCGAAUUCUGGGGAUGACAAAUAUGAAGAAGCAGUUGAGUUGAUGAAUGAAAGUAUAACUCUUUUUUCGAGCGUUCUACCUGAUCAUCAUCCACGUCUAGCCUUUGCACAUCACCAGCUUGCUGUGAUAUAUGCGAAUUGGGGAAAAGAGCCAAAUAAAGCGUUGGGACACUUGGAAAAGGCUUAUGAUAUUGCUCAUUAUACACUUCCUUCUAACCAUCCUCAAAUAGCUAUGCUUGAAAACGAUAUUCUCACUGUUUUCGCGCAAAUAGCGCUGAAAUGUUUGGUUGGUGGCGAUCGAGAAGAAGCCAUUGCAUAUUUGGAAAAAUAUUUUGAUCCACGCAUAACUGGAAUGAACGUGUUCGAUUAUGAUGAAUUUAAAAAGCUAUUAGGUGACAACUAUCAUGCAUUAUUAAUAGACUUUGAAGAGGAUAUUGUGACGGUUUUAGAUGGAAUAGGCAAUGCUUAA